Molecule: messenger RNA, 1440 nt
Organism: Striga asiatica
Lineage: Eukaryota; Viridiplantae; Streptophyta; Magnoliopsida; Lamiales; Orobanchaceae
Source: the annotation of a GenBank genome assembly
AUGACCUCUACCACACCACUAGGUUUAUCGACCUGGUUCGCGCUAUUAGCCUAUCAAGUUUCAGUCUUCGCAUUGUCUUACCGAAUUUCAUCUUCUUUUUUAUCGACAACAACAAGAAGAAGAAGACUAUCGAUCGACGAGCUACCGGACUCUAUCCUGAUCUCUAUUUUCGACCGCCUUCCGGUGAAGGAUGCCAUCCGUACGUGCGUCCUGUCCCGAAGAUGGGCCAACCUCUACAAAUCCGUUAUCCACCUCGACCUCCGUUGCCACCACCUCGUCUGCCGCCCCUAUUCCCGCACCUGGAUACGCGUCAUGCUUCAACGAUUGGACUUGGACGAUUACCCCGAGCCCAUCGGCUUUUUCCGGUGCUUGAAGAUAGCCGGGAUCGCGCCAAAGUAUUUCCGCUCCCGAAAAUGGCUCGAAAAUCAGCAGCCUCAUCUUCUGCUGCUGCCUGUUCAAGACGUACUACGAACGCUUCGCGCAAUUCGUCUCCGCCCACUUGGGAUCCGAAACUCGUCGUCCAAUGCUGCUGCGAGUAUUAUAAGAACUCGUGCGGUCGCCCGUUUUCCUGCAGCCACCACCUUCCCGAGACUCGCUGCCUCACCCACCUGGAGCUCGAAUCCACAACUCUUAACCCCAACUCCGCAAGUGGGUCCCUUCAGAUUCUUAGCUGAGUCGAGUCCAGCUGGCGGAGGGCUCCCUCGAGUCCCUCCUGUCCGGUGCGCUCCCAGCUAUUCCACCCUGCGCUUCUGUGGGGCCCACAUCAGGCUCGAGUGCCUCGUCAUCGAGAUGUGUGCAGGGGUGAAGGAGAUGAGAUUCCACGCGGCCAGCCUCGUCAGCAUCGAGUUUCAUAACCGUAAGCCGGUCGUCUUUGUAUUCCAUCACGUCCCUCGUCUGCAGACACUGCACGUCAUCACGUGCGAUAUUGAUAUGAUUCGGGUCCAUCUGGAUGAUCCGACCAACACGUUCAGCAACCUCAGGCGAUUAAGGCUCAGACUUGAUCGUACAGCUUACAAGUAUAUGAUCGUCAGGAUGAUUCCGUUUCUAAAAAUGUGCCCCGUCUUGCACGAGUUUCGCUUAGACACAGAAAUUGUGUACAAUGAUGGCCCAAUGAUGAAGAUGCUUUCAUCUGACACACUAAUCCACACGGAGCUGAAAAAAGUGGAAAUAAACGGAUUUUGUGGGACAAAAAACAAGAUCGAAUUCGCAUCGUGCAUACUAGAAAACGCAACAUCUCUGGAGCAAAUGCAGAUAAGCAGGUGCCCGAGGUGCGAUAUUGGAGGCAACCAGCAUUGGUGGAUGCACAAGUCCGAGUGGAGUCAAGAGACGUGCGAAAAGAUUCUCAAACUAGUGAAUGGGCAAAAAGUUUCCAAGAGUGCACGAGUGAUUAUCCAGCAUGUUCCUUCUUACGAUGACGACACUUUGGCCGACAGAUUAUGA